Porites lobata is the source of this 19078-nucleotide messenger RNA. Lineage: Eukaryota; Metazoa; Cnidaria; Anthozoa; Scleractinia; Poritidae. The record is from the annotation of a GenBank genome assembly.
AACCUCGAGAAAGGUGAUCAUAGUCGUGAAUCUUUAAUUCUGAACUUUUUGGAGACAGUUUUAAGUUCAAUGUUGUGAAACCACGCGAACGGAAGUGUGAGAGGGAGUUUCCCUGGAACGUCAGAUCUUUCGGACCUACGGUGUAGAAAACUCUAAUCGAUUGAGCUCUGAAAGAAAAACGCCAGUAACAGUGGACGUUUUUCGUUGAUAAUCGAAGCUUGCACCUUGAUAGAGGACGAAAAAACAAUUUGAAAUGGAGGAAGAAGAUUUGCAGCCAGAUUCACCACCAGGGUUUGUGGAGGAGAUCGAUAGUUCUGAAUUGGAGUAUAUCGAGGUACAUACUGAUACAUGUACACAUAGAGAACUUCCUUGUAUGUAGCUUGUUUGUCGCCAAUUUGUAAAACGUAUUUAAUUUUUAAGUGUCUUAAUCACGGUUCAGAGACAAAUUUUGAUAGUUUCACGAAAUCAAACAUAAUUAUUAAUGUUUUACAGCGUGGCAGCUUACUAGGUUUUCAUUCAGGCGAAAGAUAAAAUCGAUACCUUCAUUACAGGGCAUGUACAUCUCAUUAAAACACAAUACUAGGUGAGAUUUCUGUACAGCCCCAUACAUUUAUAAUGCAUACAUGUUUCGACUCUAUUCAUAUUCAGUAAUUUGGUGAAAUAGUUGGAAAUUGCUGCAUGCAUUGUAUUGUGUACGUGGGGCUGUAUGGAAAUCUUACCCAAUGCUGCCUUUUCUGCCAUACAUUACUUCUCAAUGAAACCCCAAACUUACAGGUGUAUGCGCAUGCCAAAUGUCCUUAUUCAGGAUCUUGCAAGUUAUGAAUGUAAAUGUAGAUGUAGAUGCUUUGCAUAGCCUGAGGAAACAGCUGACAUUUUGUGACUUUGCCGCUGUUUCCCUACGAAACGACUGAAGAAAUUCCAUACUGAUGAUGUGUCAAUACUCAGAUCUGGGUUGGGCUACUGAUUGAUUGUACUACGAGAGAAAUUUGCUUCAACCAAUCAGAAGUACUAGCCAGAUCUGGGUAGUGAUGCGUCAUCAGUGUGGAAUUUCUGAAGUCUUUGCUCAGAAGUCAUUUCACAGGAAAACCAGUGGUGUGGUCAUAAAAUGUCAACUGUUUUCUCUGGCAUUGUUGUAUUCAGUGCAGAAAAAAUUCACAUCCUGUAAAUGGAGGACAGGGUUUUGGGUCAUGCCUCCUCCCACCACAUCUCCAGAUAAAUUUUCUAAAACCGCUAGAUCAAUGCACCUCCUCCUGACUGGAUUUCGAAGGUCAAAGAUGCCCAGAUUUCGAAUAAUGUCAAUAAUUGUUUUGGAGGUGGUUUAUAAUAUUAUAUUAGAAGAAGAGGGAUAAUUGAAUUCAAAAGCCCUUUUUUGUUUUUAUUUUCAUCUCAUGGCAAUAAUUUAAGAUUUGCAAUUUUGCAGUUCCUUUUGACUUAAAUGCUGGAAAUUGCAUUUUGUUAAAAUACACGUAAAAAGUCCAAAUUAAUGUGCAAAAAUCCAUUUUUAUUUUUGAAUAUUGUAGAGGCUUCAUUUUGUGGUCCCAAAAACUGUCUGUAUUCUAUGUGGAUUUGUAGUGCAAACGAAGAUACAUCUACUUUUUUUGGACGAAUGCUCUCCUGCCAUCUGGGACAAUGAAACUAACAGAGAGUUGAGGCAAAUCGGAAAAUAAUUUCAUGGGACCAGUUGAUGCCCCACCUCCCUCAGUUUUUAGUAAUAUUGCUUUCUGUAAUAAAAAGAAACACCUGCUCUGCACCCUAUCUAUAUCUCAUUUAGAGGUUUUUUCCUCUAAGACCUCCCCAUCCCUGACAAAUAAUUUUCUUUCUUAGGGUUCUUUGUGAUACCCAACCCCUUGGAAUUUCUAUAUUACACCACUUGGUCCUCUUUAUUCAAAUUUGUGAUUCUUGUAUAGUUUACCCAGACCUUAGAGAAUUCUUGUGAUACUAUACCUUUAGGCUGCCAAAAUCUGUUCUUUGUCUUGUACAUUAUUUUUAAGACUGUAGGAAGAGGUGCCUUUGGGGUUGUAUCCAAAGCAAUGUUUCGAAACAAGUUCAUUGUUGCUGUUAAGGCCAUUGAAACGGAAGCAGAAAAGAAAGCUUUUAUUGUUGAGGUAACUGUCUGAUAACUGUAGUCUACUAUUUUUCUACCAAUAAAUAUUUCCCAGCAACCUCAGCCUGCCUUUAGUUUUUUUAAAAAAUUGUUUGUCAGUGCUAUAGUUUCUUGAUACCUUGCAAGGAUCUUUUGUUUUUUGGACAAACACUAUUGUUUGUGAAGUUAAUACAUGUGAUAAACUGCACUGGUGAAUGCCACUGCUGACAAAAAUAACAUUCCUACUAAGAGACAAAUAUUGAUUAAAAGUGAAGAAAAUCCAAGAGAGAUUGACAUUAAUCAUUAACUGUAUUACUAUCAUUAAUGUUAACCUCGUGGAUUUUCAUCACUUUUAAUCAAUUUGUAUCUUUGUAGGAAGGUUAUUUUUUUAAUAAAUUAUAUAAUAAUACUAUACUUUUUAUUACAACUUACAAAAGCUAUUAUGUCAACAAACAACAGCAGAAAGAUUUUAGCCUGUAGAUGACAGGUAUUAAUUGUAUAAUUUAUCUAGAAAAUACUUAUCUAGAAAAAUCCCAAAAAUUUAAUGCUCUCUCAAAUCUCACUAUCACAAUAAGAAGGUCUCCAGCACUUUUGUUAUAAUAUAGCAUUUAUACUAGUGCUUUGGUUUCCUAUAAGAGUUUUUCUAUGACUGUAUUCAAAGGAGUGUCUGUAGUGAUAUUAAUAUUUACAAUUCUUUACCUAAAGGUGCAGCAGUUGUCUCGUAUCAGCCAUCCCAGCAUUAUCAAGCUUUACGGUGCCUGUACAACACAAGAUCCUGUAAGUUUUAACCUGUUGAGCGUACAUAUGGUCUGUUGUUAUUCAUUUUUAUAAAAUAACUAAGAUAAUAUAGUACACUUGCUCUGAUCAGCGGAGAGGCGUGUUUGCAUGAGCUAGAGUUUGUAAACACAGUUGUGACUUCAAUAUGCUUUGCUGUGGGCACGUUUAUCACACAAGCACAAAUGGAAAAGGUUUUGGGGUGAAAACUUGACAAGUUUAGUUUAUUUACCCAUUUCCUUGUUGGCUGAAACUUGGAAAAUCUUUACAAUUACACUGUUUGCUGUGUCAAUUUUUUUCACAUAAGCUGACAUUUUAAGCAAGGAAAAUUUGUAUUUCAAAAAGCAUAUUUUUUGCAAAACGGGAACUGAUUAUGUGUACAAAACUUCAUCUACAACAUUUCGCAACUGGUAAGAAUAUUUCUCCUUUAAUCAGUUCCAUAAGCAAAGAGUUUUUCUUUUUUUUCUCGAAAGUUGUUUUAUAAAAGCAAUAUUUUACCUUUUUCCUGGGUUUGCGUAGCCUGACAUAAACACUGGAGGGGUUGAAAGAAUUCUCAACAGUUAUGCAAACCCUCGACUUUGACUCUGGUUUGCAUAACUGUCUUGAAUUCUCCCAACCCCUCUCCUGUUUACACCAGUGAUGCAAAUACAGAGAACAUUCAUUGGCUGAUAACACUUACCAAGACCUUGAUUAUUUCAGAUUUAACAAAAACUGAAUCUAAUAAUACAAUGAUAAUAAAAAUAUUAUUAUUGUUUUACUUUGUUUCGAAGAAAAUAAUGUCAAACACAACUUGGGGUGGAUAACAGUUAAAUUGACAUUGCUCUUGGAAAUCAUGCACUGUAUUAAAUUUUGCAAACUACAGAUUAGUCAGUUAUCUGCAGGUUGCAGUCUUAGGCUCUUAGCCAAUGUGAAGAUAGUUUGUGUGUGCAAUAUAAUAACAAUAAUAAUAACAAUAACAGCGAUUUAACAAUUCAUUGUUUGUUCAGGUGUGUCUUGUAAUGGAGUAUGCAGAAGGAGGCUCUCUCUACAACUGUAAGUGUACACAUGUUAAAGAUGUGCUAAUCAGCAUGUCACAAGUGUGGGACAAUAAAAAUCUGGAUCAUUAUAUGUUUCUGGGAAACUGCCUACCUACCCCUCCCUUAAGCCAACAUUUAGCCCUAAGUGAGAGGUAAGUGUUAAUGUUGGCUAAGGGGAGGGGUAGGUGGGCAGUUUCCCAGAAAUGAACAAUGAUCCAAAAAUCUUGAGUCAUUGACAGGAUUUGAGUCUAUAACCUCCUGAACACUGGGAGGGCUCUCUAUACUCUGAGCUGCAGAGAGACUCAUGGACGAGCCAGAGACCCAGUACAGGGCUUGAAAAAAGGUUUUCUUGCUGGGCAAGUAACUUUUAAAUCUUACUUGUCCAAUGAGCAUGGGGUCCAGGCAAGUUGUGAUCUUCUUGUGAAAUCAUUAUUUAAGAAAAGUAAGAAGUGGGCUCAGGAAAGCAAAAUGUGGGAGCUGAAAUUCAAUUUUGAUUUGAGCCCUGCUAGUUUCAGAAUGUGUGGUUCCAGAAAAUAUCCAGACCCUCACCACGGGGGGAAUUGGAAAUUCCAGGGGGGUGGGGGAGUCAGAGGCCCAGGAAAUUCCAGAAGGGAGCGGGGUUGGACCAUAAAAUCACUUUUCAGGGGGGCAAUAUCAUUUUGUUUUUGACCUGGGAUCGAACAUUGCUUCUUACCGACCUGGUAGAUCAUUUUUAGGACAUAAAUAACUUGAAAUAUAUCACUUAAGAUACAUUGUUCCUUUUAAUCUUAACCAGGUUUCCUUUCUUCCAAAAGCGUUUUGGAUGUAAUUUCAAAGGAAUUAGACCGACUACAACUCGUUUUAUCGCAUGCUCGUAUAUUCGGCCGCCAUUACUCGUUACCAGUCUUCCCCAAAACAUCAACGCAUGCAACACAACACGUUGCGUCAGUCGAUUGAUAGAUCAAAAGAGAGGCUAUUUUGCCUCAUGAAGCACAAGCUAUACAUUGUAACCAUUUUAAAAUGAAGAGUUUUUAUUCUCCUUUUCAUUUUCCUUUAAUUUUGUGGAUGAACGUGUGGCAUGUUCUUGAUUGAAUUCUCGCUGAAAUGGUGUCGAUUUCACCAAACAUUUAUACGGCCAUCGCACAUCACGUCGCAUCAGUCGAUCGAAAAACAGUAAAUUGAACUGGUUUCAUUUCAAGUAUCUUCAAGAUGCAGGGGGUAUUCAUUGUUAUCAUUUCAGAAUUCAGAGUUUUUAUUCUCCUCUUUGUUUUGCAUUAAUUUUGUGGUCGUAAGUUUGACUUGUUCUGCAUUCCCACACGAAAUGGCGUUAAUUCUAUCAACAUUAAGCCCAUGCGAUGAAUAACAAAUCUAAGCUUGCCCUGAUUAAGGUAAAUUCACAAAUGUAACCGAAUUAUUAACUUUCUCUGUUUCAUUUAAAGUAAGAGAUGAGCAAAAAUUACAGAUCAGGUUACUUUGUGGUGGUGUAGUGUGUUUUAAUGUUGCGAGAUCACUCAAAUAAAUGGAAACAGAAGCAUACAAGCUUCUGAUGGAAACCGUUGGGUACAACCAUAAGUUGCCUCAUUCUUCUACUUUAAUAGUCCUUCUUCGUGAAAAUGAACUUUUCCAGAGGGGUUGGGGGGUCUUUGUCACACUUGUGGAAAUUCGGAAGGGGUGGGGGGUCAUCAGUUCCCUGCAAAAAUGGAAAAUCCAGGGAGGUGGGGGGGUCCUAAGUGAAAUUCCCUCCAUGGUGGGGGUCUGGAUAUUUUCUGGAACUACACAAUGAACUCUGUAAUAAAAUGUCCAUAUUGCACUGUGUUACUGUACAUUUUGCAGUGCAUCAUUAGAAAAACCUGGCUACUGCAUUUGUCAAGGUUUCAAUCCAUCUCUUAUUUGAUUACCUGAGUCUGGAAUGAAGAAUGGUAACCAAAAGUUGAUAUUUUCUCUCUUUUGGUGCUCUGACUUGACAAAUUUGUACAACAGGAGUUAAAACAAAGGCUUUCAGAUUCAUUGUGUGAGACAAAAGUCUUCCAUCAAGCAGGACACUGAACUUCUGGUUGCUAUUCAUGACUUCCGGGGUGUCCGCGCUUUCUCUGCUUAAGCUCACUACCGGGGUAAUAGGGAUCUUAAGCAACGAUGACGAUAUGACAGAUAGGAGAAUGGUAACAAAAACGAUAGGCUUAGAUUAUCAAAACAAGCUUUGCUUGUGCAUCACACUUUUUUGUACACUUCUUUGUCCUCACUACACAACUACGACAAGAAACAUAAUUUCACGUUUUCUGGAGGACAUGAUUACAAGACAAUGAUUUUCUGAUUCCUUUUAUCAGUCUUGUAGAAUUUAACUCCAAAACAUUCACCAACAUUUGACAAAUUGAACAACAUGGAAUAAGAGCAAUGAAUAUGGAAACUGCAUGAAUUCACUUUUUAAGUGAUGUUUCGCCCACAUCGUCAUAAUAGUUGUCUUUGCUUAAGCUCUACAAUAUGAGACAGGUUUGAAUCCUUUUGACCAAAGAUUCAAUUAAAAGUUCAUUCCUCUUCUUGUUAUGUCACCAGUGCUUCAUUGGACUCACCCAACACGGCCUGCACCCCUCUACACAUCCUCUCAUGUGAUGAGCUGGGCUCUGCAGUGUGCCAGAGGAGUAGAAUAUUUACAUGGUAUCAAACCCAAAGCAAUCAUCCACAGAGAUCUCAAACCUCCAAAGUAAGUAUGAACUGUCUUUAGCCCUUUAAGCCUCAAUAUCCACAUACAAAUUCUCCAAACUGAUCUCCACACAUUUUCUUGAGAUUGCUUGAUGGGGUUUUUCAGAGUCAAUACCUCCCAUGUUUGAGCAUACUAUGUCACCAUUUAUAAGGAUCCUUUAGAACAAAUUUUCAUCUUAAUCAUAACAGUAUAACAAAAUUCUCAAAUCUGAUUGGCUAUUAAAAUUCUGUUCUUUUUUCAGCACUAGUAGGACAGUGUAAUGGGACAGUACAUGCCAUGCUUGAGUAAUUGGACAGAAUACGCUAUCGCACAUGCGGACUUAAAUGGCUUUUUUUUUCCUCUACUAGCAAAAAAACUCGAAAUUUCUUGUGUUUUGAUUUAAAAAAGCCUAAAUAUUGCAAAUUUUGUUACAGUUAUGAUUAAUUGGUAACAGGACUGGGUGGAGUCCAAUUCAGUCUGUAAUCAUACUCGUGAUUAAACAAAUCGGACUCCCACUAUGCGGUGGUGCGUUUUUGUCUAGCACUUGUAUGAUUACAGACCAAAUUGGACUCCACUCAGUCCUAUUACCAUUAUUUAUCUAAUACAGCUGUAGGGGUAAUUUUUCCAAAUCCUUGUUAAUGGCAACGUAGUUUAUGCUCAGACUUGUGAGGUAUUGACCCUGAAACCCAGUCAAGCCACCUUAAAGAAUAUAAGCUGUAUAAUGAAGCAAUUUGAUUAAAGAUCAAAGCUUUUUCCCUUUGAUGAUCAUUUUGUCAAUUCUCAUAACCAUUUCUCUUGAUGAUGUAUUGGUGUUGCUAGGAGAAAAUUGAUGUUGGUCACUCUUGGGACUUAAAGGGUUAAACUAACAAUAUUUUUUCUUUACAAAGAUCCCGGUUUUUGUGUUCUUUACAAAAAACCAGCUGAAUGGAUUUUGAAUCUACCUGUAAAGCAUAAGCAUAAGGUCAAAUCUAAAUUUGUGGGGAUUUAUUAUCUGUUUCUUUGGGUACUGGUUCCAUACUUUUGGGCAUCAACAUGAAGUAUUGACUUACAUAUUAAUUUGUGAAGUGGAUCAGAAUUGUUUUGAACUCCAGACAGUCAACAUGGGCACCCCAACCCACCCCCCUCUCCACCCUACAAAGCCCGAUGAGAACAGGCUGUGGAUAUGUGGAUAUGUAAGAUCCUGGAGUAACUAAGAUGGCCAUGCAUGGGUCAGUCACAACAAGACUUGACUUUUGCAUUGUGGUUAAAAUUAGCCUCUCCAGCUUGUCAGAAUGGCUAUCUUUAUCUUUUUUUUUAUCUUGCAGUUUGUUGUUGACCAAAUGUGGAACUGUAAUAAAGAUCUGUGACUUUGGAACAGCUUGUGACAUGAAAACCUACAUGACCAAUAAUAAGGGCAGUGCAGCGUGGAUGGCUCCUGAAGUGUUUGAGGGUAAGUUAGUACUAGUGACUACAAGCCGUUGAUAGCACUGACUAUUUCUUUAUUAAUUUUAGUUACUUUUUUUACCUCUUUGUGAACUCAUCAACAAAGAUGAUUAAGGGAGAGGGGGCUAAUAGGCUGGUGGAGGCAAGAUUAAGCACUUUCAUAAGGUUGUUAUUAAGUGUUUAUUGAAUUUUGUUUACUUUUUACAUAGGGAACAACUACACUGAGAAGUGUGAUGUCUUCAGGUGAGUACUUUGUAAAUGCUGUACACCUCACCGCACUUUUUUGGUUUUUGUUUUCCUUUGUGUCUGAUCAUGGUAUAGGCUAACAGAAAAAGAGGGUAAUAAAAAUUAAUGAGGCCUCGCUUGUUGAGAGGCUGGAUAGCGCUAUCCACCAGAUAAAUCUCUAUCCAGUGGAUAGAGCAAUUAGUUACCCUAAUAGGUAUCCGCUGGAUAGUGAUUUAUCUGUUGGAUAGUGCUAUCCAACGUUUGAACAACUGGGGCCUGGUCUUUAAUAAUUAUUAAUUUUUGUAAUUUUUGAGUCACUUUUAAUUAUUAUAUUAUGCCCUAAAGUGCAAAGGAAUAAUUUAUUUUUCAACAUUGAAUCAAUCUCAAUAAUAACACAGGGCUUACUUACUUAUUUAGGAAGGUAUUUGCCUGUUAUAGUUAGAUUGAUAAAUUUUAGAUUAUAAAUUUUAGGUAUUCUUAAGUGUACUUUAUUGUAAUUAUUGCAGGUAGUUGUAGUUGUAAGGUGCAUUUGAUCAUAUUCAGAUGUUAAUUUGCACCUAAUAAGAAAUAAAUUAUUAUUAUUAUUAUUAUUAUUAUUAUUAUUAUUAUUAGGACUGUGCUCUGGCAGCCCCUGGUGCCUUACUUUUGCACUUGGGCAUCUAGAAGUUGUAAAGUUUUCAGACUUCAUAAACAUCAUAUGACAGAUUUGACAGGCUGAGAGCACUGGACUCCCUUCAAUGAAUUUUUCUUAGAGCACAGUCUUGUAACACAUGCUUUUCUUUGAAUUCAAAUUGAGCAGUUUUGGCAUAAUACUAUGGGAGAUGAUAACUCGCCGCAAGCCAUAUGAGGACAUGCAGGGAUUUAAUGCAUUCAGAAUCAUGUGGGCCGUUCAUAAUGGUAUGUUUUUGUAAAACUUAGUGAAUAUUUGUUUUUUUUAAUUCCUUUUAUUAUAAUAGUGACUGUCAUUGCUUGUGUGCUAAAGUAGAAGCAUGGCCAGAGCUUAGGCACUUGGUACCUUUUUAUCUGUGUUGGCCACAGUCUCUUUGUAACACGCACCGCAGUGUGAGCAGGGGGGUGUUAGGAGUUGAGAAGCAAAAAAGUCUCUCUCUCCCCCACUUCCUUCCUUCCAUCUUACCCUGUGCAUCACUAGGGAGAGGUGAGAGGAGACUGUCGAUCAAUCAGCCUUUUAAUGCUUGGAAUUGUUUUUAAGGCCCCAAAAUAUUUAAUUCCCUUAGCUCUGAAAUUCAGAAUGCCUCUAGCACUGCUGUGUUCACUUCGAAACUAAAGUCAUUUUUCUUGAUAUAAGCAAACUUUACUUCUCUUAAUGCUUGUUUGUAGUUUUUCGCUUCUUUUGCUUUUUUCUUGUAUUAUUUUUCUUCCUUUUUCUUUUUCAUUUUUGCACUUGCAGGUUCCGCCUUACCUGUUUUUGUCCUUUUUAAUGCAUAUUUUCUGUGGUGUAAAGAAAUUGUAUGUGCUUCAUUAAUUAAUUGUCUUGCCGAUGCCAGUAUUUUAGUUAUCAAUUAGGUAAUAUAUUUUUAAAGGUGGUCCCUUGCCUCAUCUUUUUUUAAUUGUAUGUAUAUAUUCAACUUGUAUGGCAAAAUGAUAAUAAAACUGAAAAAAAAAACUGAAAUAAAUCAUGACCAAAGAUUGGGUGUUUCACGCGUUAGUUAGGUAUGGUGUUGUUCUUUGGGGAUUCUUUAGCAUCUUUUGUAUAAUAAUCACUCCUUCUGCAACCAAAAAAGUUACCACUGUCUGACUGCAUUUUCAGUUUAAUUUGUGGUCAAUGUUAUUUAAGUAGUGCAAAAAAGUAUAAUGAAAUUGUGUUUAAAAAUUUUCAACAAUUACUAAUUUUCAGGUACCAGACCACCAUUAAUAGCUGAUAUUCCAAAGCCAAUUGAAGAUCUGAUGACCAGGUAAGAGUAAAGGUAAUAGUGUGAUUCAUCAACAAAGUUUGUGAUUAAAGAUUAAAGUUUGUGAUCAGGUAAUUUCCUAAAGUUAACUUAAUAAUCCAAAUAAUAAUAUUGUUUUAUUUUCCUCUUUGUAGAAUAAUUUUGCCUUGUAAAAUAGUAUUUUUAUGGACAACGUUUGCAAUCUUUUCGAAUUCCUAUUUUUUAAAUUUAGGGAACCCAUAAUUUUGUUCACUAAAUGAUGCAACAUUACUUUCUCCAUUUUUUGUCUCCAUUUUGUUCCUGUAAUAGUAUCUGAGUGUUUGGCAAAGAAAUAGAAUACAAAUACAAAUAUACAAAUAAAAAAUACAUCUACGUAAACUAGUCUAUUGUUAUGGGGCUGGCGUUGCAACGCAUAGAAUUUACAUUAAUCGUUUUGUGGUUAUUUUAAAUUUCCUGUCAUGUUGAUCAAUUUUGUUGUUGAUUUGAUGUCCAGUUGUUGGGAUAAAGUACCUUCCAAGAGACCAUCCUUCACGAGAAUUGUUCAUAUUCUACAGCACCUGGUUCAGGUAAGUCUCCUGGGUUCAAGGGGGGACUGCUGGCCCCUAUGAAAGUGACAUGGAUAAUUGUCGACCAUUUAUUUAUACACAGAAAUUCCUAGGGGUAUCUUUUAAAGCAUGAUAACAUUUGAAAGUGAGUGGCGUUUUUUCUUACAGUUUUUUCCAGGUUCGGAUACCUGCCUGGUGUUUCCUGAUGGUCCCCCAAGCAGUGAGAGUAGUUCAUCUGGCUCUAGCUUGUCUCUUCUGAGUCCUCCAUCGUCUCACCACCACGAUCCCACAACUGCAACCCAGGGGAGUACUCUAAGUGACACUGUGAUCAGUGUAAAGAGCCAGGCGUCUAGUGAAAGUGGUGGUGAACACGAAGGUGCGUACGAACUUGACGAUGAACGGAAAGAGGAGGAUGAAACACCAGUUCCUGAAGAAAUCGAAGAUGAUGAGAAAUCUCCCGAUCAGGCAGCCUCUACGGAGCCAUUAUCACCUACUAUAACUAUCUCAGUGGAUAACAAAAGUCCAACCGCACAGUUUUUCAGACAGCCUUCAGACUCGGGUGGAUCACCAUCAUCGCAUCCCAAACCGGGAACAGUUGCUGGUCUUCGUCCAAUCAGCCCCGUACCUGGACCAAUCCCUAGUGUAAAUUUUCAACCUAUCAAAAUUGUGGCUGCAUCCUCUAGUCCAAGUCCCAGCCUGAUGGCAGCCCCUCCACGUACCUCAGCUGUGAGUCCAGUGCCAGGCUCAGGCCCUAGGAUGUCCUUUCACCCUGCCAAUCCCGCUCAUCCAAUAAGCCCUGCCAUCAGCCCUGGCAACCCGGGAAGACAUCCGGGCUACCCUGGAGAUAUCCCACGUGGCACGUUGCCACAUGGUCAUUAUUACCCCUCUGGAGGCCCACUGGUAGGACCUGACAAACAAACUCCUCCUUUUAUUUACUCUGAGGCUCGGGGCUCAGGGGUCACAGGGGGCAUGACAUCCCCGUACAGAUCCCCCAGCCCCCUCCCUCCCAGUCUCAACCAGCAUGGUGUACACUCCCCAAAUGUAAUGUACCCUCCAGUGUCCAACUACAACUUUCCACCGUCUGGUACUGCUGCAAUACAGAUGCCAACGCCGAAUACUGUUCCGUCUGUGCCUAGAAACACUCCUGUCGCUGGCUUUCAAAUGCUGCCACGUGACGAUCACGGUCUGGAUCUGGAAGAGCUGCGAAUAGCCCUUCAGAAUGAUCUUGAUCCUCCAGAGCUUGCCAACAGAGUUCAUAACUCCAGUGGACGUUCUACGCCAUCACAAGGCUCACAUACAGGACAUUCCAGUCAGGCUAGUUCAGGGGCAGGCAGCCCUUAUCCAGACAGGAAGGUCAGUUGGCCAGCGGCGUCACAUGCGCGUCACCCACCCUACCCAAUGAACAGAUCAGUGUCAUCUCCGGAGAGAAAGUACAGCGGAGACAAGGAAAGCCCAUUGCCAAGGAGACAUAACUUAGGUAUCGUAUUUUGCACCUACAGUUUAAGCCCCUGUGAGCGUACACCAUCCGGAAGGAAAAUGCGUCUGUAGAUGGUUUACGGUCAUCUCGCCACCAACCAUCUCGCCACCCUGAAUGAAAUCGCCACCACGAAGUCUACUCGCCACGGUAUAAUAACUCUGCAAUAAUUGACACUGUUUACCUACCUGAGAUUGUUACUUCUUCCUCAAGCCCAAUAAUAUAAGUUUAUCGAUUUUAAUUGACACCUUGUGUAUAAUUGCGACUUUUUAAUACCUUAACCAGGCUUAUUUGCAUCCCUCGAGAGGUGCGUUUUAAAAUCCAACAGCCUUUCUUAUGAAAGUUGGCUAACAUUGUCACUUGAACCUUAACUCCUUUAAAAAUUUCAUUGUAAAUUUAAAGUGAAAUAAUUCUUUUGAGUCUUGUCCUUUCGAUAUAUAUUUCUUGGUGGUGAUUUCGUUGGUGGCGAGAUGGUUUGGUAACAGGCGAGGAGUUGCUUACGAGGAUGAUCCUAGUCAGUGGCCACUAGCAGAAACAGGCGGUCCCUUAUGGGAGCUUGCACCACCCCAAUAAACGUUAAAGAUACAACUGUGAAAAAUUACUUUCGUUUCAUUGAUGUAUGCUGUAGAAUUCGUUGCGAAAACAGACUGUCGUGCUUGUGUAGGCAUAGGUAAUGGUAAGGGUAAAGGCGCACACGAGCCAAAGGCCCAAACGUCCGGACCUUAUACCGGUUUCAUUAGCAUGAAUCAUGCCUAGGAGUAUUGCUACUCCCCCUUGGACAGGAUGCUAGUCCAUCGCAUUGUUACCUCCAGCAGUAUGUCGCCUGUACCCAUUUAGGGAGAGGGUAUAAAGUAGAGUAAAGUUCCUUGCCUAAGGAGUAAGAUGACCAAACAAGACAACCACAUCUCCGUGUUUAAGAUGCGAUCGUCUUCCUCUGAUUUUCUUUCAAGACGUUGAGAGUUGGUUUGUUAUAGAAUACUGACUAAAAUAUUUUGCCUCCCUUAAUGCGUUUGAAUACUAGCAUCACUUAGUGUUUAAAACAAACAGUGGUAAUCCUGUGUUGUAAGAUCUACUUGAUACUUAACGUUGUGAAAUCUCUUUACUUCAGACCAAACGUUGUUCCCCAACAUACUCCAAGCGUUAGAUGCCCAUCUACAGGUACGUGGUCUUGACUUUAUGAAAUGAUUUGUUUUUUUGUAAUAUGGUUGAAAUCGUCGAGUCUGUGUACAGACCUUGUUUUCUUAUUCUUUUCGGGGUGGAGGGUUAAGCGCGAUUGAGAAAAAGAAAGGAUUCCCUACCCCCACCCCUUUGGGCUUGUGGUCAAUAACUCCCCCGUCGUUUUUAUUUUCACAUGGGCGCUCGACGAUCUCUAAAGAGAAAAUGGAGGGUCUGUGAAUAGGCUAUUGAAACUACCACUUCAUUGGAUGAGGACAGUAACGAGUAAGACGUUCCAAUGAACUGUAAUAGAGUACUAAGUCAGGGGGUCGAAGUUUUGAUCACUUGAUUAUAUGGAACGUACUAAUAUAAAAAACAUUUGGCAAAGCAUUUAUUUAAAAUUAGUCAUCAACCUUCCCAGAUUAUAUAUCCUUUCUCUUACUGCGAUCCUCUACUUCAUCUUCGUAGAUUUUGUUCUUCGGAAGAAGUACCUCUGCUCCAAUACGUGCUUUCCCCCACCGAUUAAGCCCCUAAUGACCCAAUCCCUCCGCUAUGUUUCCCCUCAAUAAACCACCAAAUAAGGCGAAGAAGGGUAAGGAAACCUCCGCCCUCUUUGAACGCGGGUGUGGGGUAAAAAGAAGGGUUUCAAUGGGGUUAACCGUCAACCGUCAAACGGCCUAAUAUUUACUGAGCUGUCGACCGUCAAAAAAGGUUAUAUUUACCGUCAAAAAUGCUAAUUACUGUUAACCGUAAAAAAGUUUUAAGGUAUCUCAAAUUCCACUAUUUCAACUGAUGUUCACGGACUUUGAAUUUCUAAACAGGAAAACUCAGUUCCCCUGUUCUCAAAAACACACUCUAUAGGCAUUACAAGACCUCACAACUUGCUUAUAUCUGAAAAUAUUUCAAAAUUUUAAAAGUGAAUGGCAAAUUAAAGGCAACCUCCAAGACGCAAAAGUUAAAAUUAACUUAUUCAUUUCAGAAAUUAAUAUUUACUUAAAUUCUUGGUCUAAAUUUCUACUCAAUAACCGUCAACCGUUUAGAGCUCUAAAAUUUAACCGUCAACCGUCAAAGCUACCACCCCAUUGAUACCCUCAAAAGGGGGGCAAAAAUGCCACUUUUCACCCCACGCCCUCGUGCCCUUUCGUGCCUCUUCCGCUUGGCUUAAAGAGAACAGAAACGACUGUCAUGAAGGCUACCGAAAACAGUGAGCUUUCUUUCCAGAGACCCUUAACCCUUAAAACCCAAACAUCAAAAUUUUAAUUCUCAUUGUUGCCUUAACCUUUUAAGCCCCAAUAUCCACAUACAAAUUCUCCAAACUGAUCUUUAUACAUUUUCUUAAAGAAUAAGUUGAGAGAAUUUGAUGAAAGAUCAAAGCAUUUUCUCUUGGCAAUCAAUGGAUAUGGUUAGGAGAAAAUUGAUGUUGGACACCAUUGGGACUUAAAGGGUUAAUACAUUUCCUACGGAAGGAUUUGGGGGAUGAUGUUAAAUUAAUCUUCUGUGAUCAUCUCCUUAAUUCUCAUUACCACUCUGUUUUAUAAAGCACUCGUAGGGUUUAAAGGGUUAAUGGAACGUAAAACUGUCUCCUUGGGGCCAGUCAUUAAGUACCUAUUAUUGGAGGAAAUGGUGGGGUCUUGUACUUAUCAUAUGUUUUAUUACCAUUGCAGCCUAUUGCACCUAACCCUUCAAUUCCAGAGUCACAAGAAAUUUAUGAUGAACAUAUUAAGGUACUGAAAAAAUAUCAGUGACAGUAAAUCUAGCUAUUGGCCACUCCAGAAAAUACCAUAACAUACCAUAAUGCUUUUUGAUUGUCGCCCCAAAGUUUUGCAUAAGCAUUGUCUUUAGUUUCUCUUGGGAGUUAAAAUGGCCCCAAGAGAAACUGAAAACAAUGCUUAUGCAAAAUUUUGGGGUGACAAACAAAGAACAUUAUGGUAUGUUAUGGUAUUUCUGGAGUGGUCAAUUAAAUUUCCAAUUUGUAUGUAAAUUAUCGUAUAAGUAGUAAAGCAAAAUAAUUAAAGCUUUGGUAAAACGGGCAACAAAAAACGUGCAUUUUGUUUUGCAACAUGGCUGCAAAAUGAGUUGAAUUGCGAUGUUGUUCGUUUUACCACCCACGAAUCAAACCUCUCUGCAACAAAUCAGAUAUUGCAGGUUGCGAAAAGUUUUUGCAGAAAGUAGAGGCCCUAAUAAUCCAAACAAAUGGUACAGAAAAUUUCGGUAGAUCCGGUGAAAGCGGGAAAAAGGUAAUACCUCGAAAGGUAUUACCUUUUUUACAAAAAUAUUCCACUGGGAUGAAUGGUGCCAGUUGAAGUCUUCCCGGAAUUACCAUGAUGGUAAGCGCUCCAGGCCUACCCUAAAACGACCCGAAAAGUCGUGUGUCAUUUACAUUCCAACCGAAUUUUCUAGAAACGUUUUGUGAAUGGUAAACAACCUAUGAGUAGUCCCCCACCCCUCACGAAUGAUCAAUCUCCUUUUCCUGGAUAAUUACAUUUAAAUUGUUCAGCGCCAAUUUUAACCUUGUUUGUUAAAAAAAGUUAACAUUCCUUUCAAACACACGGGAUGUCGUGAAAAAAAAAGCAAUAGGUUUGAUAAGCAAAACAACAGCAACGAUUUUUUUGUUCAUUUCCUUGCCGUCACUGCACGACUACGGCGUGAAAAUGCCUAAUUAGGGACCUUACAAUCCGACAACAACGACGUCCGUGAAAACGUCCCUGAAAAAUAGACUUCGCAUCCUUUCACCUUUUUUCGCAAUUAUCGCAAGUUGCCCAGUUACUUAAAAGAAGAGAAUUUGGGUUGGAGAUGAAGGUAAGGGACCGCGCCCAAGUUCAGACAGAAAUAGUAGAAUUUAUCGGCUUGCUGUUCUCGUUCUCAAGUAAACUUAAAAUUUGGUCAUUUCAUGUCGUAGUUGUGCAGGGACGGCAACGAAAAAGCGUGAUGCACUUGCAGAGUUGUUGGUUUGCUCAGUAAACCUAUUGUUUUUUUUACCUUCCCGUUGACGUCACCGUCGUGGUACUUCUCACUUUGUGGAGGACGUGAACAGAAGACUUCGACUUUCUUUUUCGUUUCCUAUACUUUGACACGGUCCUUUAGAAUUCAACUCCAGAAAAAUUUGCCAACAUAUGACUAAUUGAACGAGAUGGAAUAAGCGCGAGAAAGUUUGGGACAGCGCGAAUUCACUUUUUAACUGACGUUUUCGUAGCCGUCAUUUUCGUUGCUUAAGCUCCCUAAUAAAACACAGAUGUUCACAACCCUGACAGUAUAGUUUAUCUACCUUUUAAAAAUGUCCUUGUACCUAUAAUUCACACAGCUUGCCACAGAGUACAUACAAGUUCAGACAGAAAUGGCGGUGUGGCUUCAAAGAAAGUGAGUCAUCUUUUCUAGUUUUUUUUUCUCUUUUAUUUAUAGAGCACAUGUAUAGAAGUCAGCAAUCUUCUGAUAAGCCUAACUACUGUUGAUCCUACCACACUAGAAACACUUACUUUACUGGAAGACAAAAAAGCAGCGUCAAUCGUCUUUGAGACGGACACUAAGUCCCCAAAUACAGUUGCCUCGAAUCGCUCACCGCCUCGCGAAGUGUCCCUCGCGGCAUCGCGAUCGAUGAGGAGGAGCUGUAAUCGCAGCCUAUGACAGGCAUUGUAGUGUUCGCUAUCGCUAACGUACAUGAGUGCGUUUUCGCUGUAGGCCAAGCCUGUGAGCAAGCUCUCCAUUUAGGGGAGUCGCGAGAAGUCACGCGAGAGCCGCACGCGAAAGGAGACGGGAGAGAGAAGGGCUUCCCCGCUCGCUUGCGCGUUCUCACGCAGCUCGCUUCACUUGCCAUGUAAGGGAGUUUAAGCAGCGACGUUUUUGAGCGACGCACGUUAACCGGAAGUGAGCCUUUCUCUCUUUUAAAAUACCUUGACGCUACCAAAUUUUCUUUGCUUUUAUAGAGACGAUUUGCUCAAAAGUUUGUUUAAAUCACGGCUCAUGCGUCGCUCAAAAACGUUAUUAAAACAUUAGAGCACCUGCUCGCAGGCUACUGUAUGCCUGACAAUUGCGACUUGUGACUCACAUUGACCAUACUUACUCAAAGUCAUUUUAAUUUCUUAAUUGCACUUCUAGUAGUUAUUAUUUCUGAUUUUGCUGCAGAGUGGAUCUUGAAAGAGAUUUAGAAGAAUAUGAAAAAGAGCAGCAAAUUAAUGCGCAGUAUGUAGAGGAGUUUGCAAUGCUGACUAGUGAAAAGGUAUGUUUAGUGUUAAAGCGUUUUGACCGGCCAGAGAAAUUUUAGGCUAAUGACGUCUUUCUUCUGACUGGUCAAAAUGUUAAAAAUAACACGGUAGUAACUUGCACGUACUAACCUAACAAGCAAAAACAUAAAGUGAAAAAAGAUGCUUGUUCUCUUGAAACAUUAUGGUGUUAAAUGGUUGUUUGCUAUUUACAUGGGCAAACCGGUCGGUUCACGGUUUGGGCAAAUGGCAAGCAAAAUUCAGGGCUGGCAAAUUUCAUCCCGGAAUCGCGUUUACCAUUUGUACAAAUCAGUUCCAUACACCCCAAAACGGCCUGUACAUGGUAAACAACCAGUGUGCGUGUGUGUGUGUUUUUCCAGGUGGCUUGUUAUUCGUGUCGGAUCAAAAUGACCGGCAAACCGAAAGUUUGUCCGGACAAAUGGUGGUCAUCUUGGGCGGACCGUUGACCGGGCGCUAUUUUAAGCCCUAAACAUUUCAUCCUAACAUCGGUUGAAAACUCUGUGUAGAUUCUCAGGCAGUGAUGAUUAAAUUAAUCAAUUGAUUUGUGGUUUGCUUUUCAUUUAGGAUAACCUUCUGCUGCUUCAUAACAGCUUGAGAACACAGUUGGAAGCUAUGAAGCGUCAACAAGGCCGUCCAUUGAGCCAGUAUCGAUCAUGACGAUUAUGAAAGCAGUCAAGUCAUUCAUAAUGUAUAGACUAAUGUAUUUCCUGUACAUUAUACGUCGUGAACUGUAGACAGUUCUAUCAUUAUAUUGUUUUCUUCAGUUGUGAAGAAUUUCCGUCUAGUACUUAGUACCGUAAGUUAUUACGCAGAGCCGGAUUUCAAUGAAAUGUUGAAGGUUCUUUUGAUAUUUCUUUGGUUUUGUAUUGCCACGCUCUGUGAUUGGCUGAAAAAUCUCUGCCACUUUCUCAACCAAUCACAAACAAAAAUCAGCGUCUGCUUCCAGCUCUGAUUGGUUCAAUGUUUGCAUCAUAUGCAGACAUCUUGACGUGUUAGUUUUACGGCAUUACAUUGAAAACCGCUCCACAAAUGUCAGCGUUUUGUACCAGUCAUUAGCCUGCGAACCGCAGACGCAUUUCGGGUCGUCGCUUCUCUGCCUCCUAUUUUUCGGAGGGAGAGAAGCGACGACCGGAAAUGCGUCUGCGGUUCGCAGGCUAACCAGUCAUUUGCCGUGAAGUAUAUUAGGUAGCCUAGGCUCCAAGUUUGUAAUGUGCAGAGCUCGUGAAAACUGAAGCUAAAAACGCGCGGAUGAUUCUUUCCCGCCACCGCCACCGCGUGUUACGUCAGAGAGCUUAAGCAACGGCGACGGAACGAAACCGUCACUUAAAAAGUGAAUUCGAGCUGCGCUUAUUCCAUCUCGUUAGGAUUUUGUCGAAGUUUAGGAAAAGAAAAAGAAAAUUGUUGUUUUGUGUUCCCGUCCUAGACAAACCGUGAAAUUAGGCAUUUUCACUUUGUAGUCGUGCAACGAAGGAAAGAAGUGUACAAAAAAGCGUGAUGCACGUGCAAAGUUAUUAUUUUGUCAAUCUAAACCUAUUGGUUUAUUGCCGUUCUCGUUGCCGUCGCCGUCGUUAGUCGUGGCCUAACGUUAUCUCUAAAAUAUGCACCCCUGUGUUGUCAUGGAG